Molecule: messenger RNA, 555 nt
Organism: Pichia kudriavzevii
Lineage: Eukaryota; Fungi; Ascomycota; Pichiomycetes; Pichiales; Pichiaceae
Exons: 1
Coding region: 1-555 (184 amino acids)
Source: RefSeq, a predicted model, not a curated record
AUGUCUGGAGGCCCUGUUCCUGUCUGGAAGAAGUACACUACCGGCUCCACCGGUAUCUGGGAAACGUUUAGAAAAUGGGCAACUUUGGUUCCAAAUAGAUCCACCGGUAACCCAUACGUGCCAUACUACAGAGUCCCUUCUCCAUCGAGCAACAAACACGUCUAUAAAGACCCUAGAACCUUGCCUGCUAGCGAUAUCCAGGGGAACCUGUAUUUGGCAAGAGACCAUAGAAGAAACCAUCCUGCAAUUUCCACCUUUGACCAAUCCAAAAUUGGCGGCUUGUUGAAGCUCGGUAAUAAGACCAACUCCAGGUUGCCAAAGGGCGACGAGGGUGUCAAGCAGCUAUCCACACUGCAGAGCGAGCCUGUCCAGCUCGUGGACGUGCUCAAGUCCUCCAACAAGAGCAUCAUUAACGGCGAAGUGUUGGGCAAGUUUGGCGAGCCAAUAAUUGCCCCAAACCUUAACAAGAAGUUCUCUGUGAAAAUCAUCCACGAGGAAGAACAUGGUAUGUAUAGUGACGACUACCCAGUGAGAAUCUUCAAGUCCACCGCUUGA